GUCUACCAGGCCGCCCUGUUGCAAACUACUGGACUACAAAUUUAUUUUAUGCAUAUUUUUCAGUCAGUGUUCCUAUUUCAUCUAUCCAACCAUCUAACCAUUUUCAACACCCCUGAUCCUGAACAAGGAAGCCUCUAUUUCAAUUACUUCAAAAGGUGUGACAAUGAAGACGCUUUACACACCAACACAACCACAAACGGGACAACUCAGUGAGAGUGAACACAAAAAAAAGGUUUAAGUUGAAUAUAAUGCAAUGAUGACUUAUUAAAGUGUACUCAAUGAAAGUGACAGUGUCUGUAUGUGAUGAAUAUGAUUCUAUGCAGUUGAAGUCCAUGUGGGUAUGUGCAGUCUGCAUCUGUUGGAGUCAGGAUGUGGUCUACUAAACUCAGUUACCGGAAACGUCAUGCGUUUUAUUUAUUUAUUUAUUUAUUUUGUGACACAGUGUCACUCAGUGUUUGUUGGGAUUGUUGUUGAUGUUACCAUGUCCUCGAGAGUGAUUCUCGAUGGUACCAUGAUAAAAAAAUCGCAGCAAAAAAAAAGAACAUCUCCAUGCAACUACAAGAGGAGACUUUUUGUGCUGGACACACAGGAAUUGAAGUAUUCUGAGCAUCGUCCUGGAAGAAAGCCAGUACUGAAAGGUACCAUCGAGUUAUGCAGUAUUAAGUGUGUGGAGACAGUCUUUACCAACCUCCCCAUUCCGUGUGACUACAAGUACCCCUUCCAGGUGUUUCACGGCAACCAUUUCCUCUACAUUUUUGCCCCAGACAAUGAUUGUCGUCUGAGGUGGGUGCAAGCUCUGAAAGAAGAGACAAGGAAUAACAAUUUGGUCGAAAAAUACCACCCACAAUUUUGGAUGGAUGGAAAUUGGAAAUGCUGUCAGCAGUCAAACAAACUGGCAAUGGGCUGUCAAGUAUAUGAUCCAAUGGGUUACGCUUCUAAAAAACCACUUCCUGACAUCCCAGUUUCAGAGGUAGAAAUACACGAUACAGUGCAUCGGAUGGUUAUUGCUUUGCAGAACUACACACCAUUUGGAUACAGAGAAUUGGUGCUUCACAAAGACAAGGAGUACACCCUGACAGACAGCUCCCAUCCCGUCUGGUGGAAUGUUCGAGAUGAAAGCGGGAAUGAUGGGUUUGUGCCCAGGACACACCUAGCUGAAAUAUCAGGGAGCAACUUUGAGAGAUUUGAAUGGUAUCACAAGCACAUUGCCAGAAGAGAAGCAGAGGAUUUGUUGAUCAAAGAGGGAAAAGAAGGUGCAUUCAUGGUUCGAAACUCAAGACAGACAGGUGUCUACACAGUGUCAGUAUUCACUAAAGCACCGGGAGAAAACGGCGAGAAACAACCAUGCGUGAAACAUUACCAAAUCAGGCGGACAGAAACAGAAGAGUCUUCUUUUUACUUGGCCGAGAAGUAUCUGUUUCGCACUAUUCCAGAGCUGAUCCGUUACCACCAACACAAUGCUGCGGGUCUGAUAACACGUCUCAGACACCCGAUCACUCAAACAGGCGGCUACUCCCAGGAAAUUGAUGGUCCAUCCAAAGAUGAGUGGGAGGUGGACCCCGAAGAACUCACCUUUGGUCAAGAGUUAGGCAGUGGACAGUUUGGGAUGGUGCUGUGGGGACAAUGGAGGGAGAAGAGAGUGGCACUGAAAUUCAUAAGAGAAGAUUGCAUGUCGGAUGAGGAAUUUAAAGAAGAGGCAAGGGUCAUGAUGAGAUUAUACCACUCAAAGCUCGUUCAGCUCUAUGGUAUAUGCACCCAGCGUUCUCCGAUGUGUUUGGUGUUGGAGUUCAUGGAGAAUGGCUGUCUAUCAGACUACCUGCGAGCCCAAAAAGGAUGUUUAUCCCAGGACACAAUGUUGGGGAUGUGUCUGGAUGUCGCUGAAGGGAUGGCCUACCUGGAGAUGUCUAACUUCAUCCACAGAGAUCUGGCUGCCAGGAACUGCCUAGUUUCAAAGAACAACGUGGUUAAAUUGUCUGAUUUUGGCAUGACGAGAUAUGUUCUUGAUGACCAGUACACAAGUUCUUUGUGCUCCAAGUUUCCCGUCAAGUGGUCAUCACCAGAGGUUAUCAAAUACUGCAAGUUCAGCAGCAAAUCUGAUGUCUGGUCCUUUGGUGUUCUCAUGUGGGAAGUCUACACAGAGGGCCGGCUUCCUUAUGAGAACCAAUCCAAUGCUCAGGUAGUAGAGUCCCUGAAUACUGGCAUGAGGCUGCUUAAACCACGACUGGCACCGGAGGCUGUAUAUCUGCUUAUGGAGUGGUGCUGGAAAGAGAAACCAGUGGAUCGUCCAUCCUUUGCAUUGCUGUUGCACGAGCUUUCCUUAUUUUGAGGCUGUUGAACCACAACAUGCGGGUAGUGGAUGCUAAACAUUAAGCAGAGUUAUAUUUAUUCUGUUUUUUUUUGUGUCAAUGGCUAAAGUUUGGCGUUCUUAUAUAUUGUACCAUAAAUUCAUGCUUCUCACACCUGCCUUUGUCAUUCCAUUUGCACUUUAGCCAUUUCAUUGCUCUGUAUCCAUUCACAUGCUUUGUAUUUACAUAGCUGCAUUGUACAUUGAAAGUAACACACAACUCAAAAUUAAUUUCCUUCAUUCUGUUAAGCAGUGUGUAUGAAUUUUAGAAGUUCAGGGUGUUCCCCCCCUACUGCCCGAAGAGAGCUGGGAAAGCACGCCCGGGACCCUUGUGAGGAUAAGCGGAUUAGAAAAUGGAUGGAUGAUGGAUGGAUGGAACUUCUCAUAGUUCUCUAGGUUAUCUAAUAUUUCAAGUGUAUUUGCUGGUCCAAUGCAAUGGUCACAAAAGAUCAGAAUAAACUAUUUUACACAAUC
Messenger RNA from Hippocampus zosterae (dwarf seahorse), 2818 nucleotides. RefSeq names its product IL2 inducible T cell kinase (gene itk). The transcript is spliced from 17 exons. NCBI's taxonomy places the organism in Eukaryota, Metazoa, Chordata, Actinopteri, Syngnathiformes, Syngnathidae. The record is from RefSeq and is a predicted model, not a curated record. Gene Ontology annotation, biological process: NK T cell differentiation; peptidyl-tyrosine autophosphorylation; adaptive immune response. The coding region runs from base 341 to 2326 and encodes 661 amino acids. Gene Ontology annotation, molecular function: non-membrane spanning protein tyrosine kinase activity; protein binding; ATP binding.